Octodon degus (degu) is the source of this 1788-nucleotide messenger RNA. RefSeq names its product methylsterol monooxygenase 1 (gene Msmo1). The record is from RefSeq and is a predicted model, not a curated record. Gene Ontology annotation, biological process: sterol biosynthetic process. Lineage: Eukaryota; Metazoa; Chordata; Mammalia; Rodentia; Octodontidae. Bases 148 to 1029 code for a protein of 293 amino acids. The transcript is spliced from 6 exons. Gene Ontology annotation, molecular function: C-4 methylsterol oxidase activity; iron ion binding.
ACUCCUGUAGGACACUUACAAGCACAAAUUGCAUUGGUCUCAAUGGUGACAGUAAUGUUGAAAGAAGGAAGCAUUACUUUAUCUUAAACCACAGGUUUUUAAGUCUUUGAAAGGGGAAUUAAAAGGCUGCCUGAAGAGAUUUGAAAAAUGGCAGCUAACGAAAGCGCUGGCAUCUUCAGCUCCGCCUCGUUGGCUGUGGAGUACAUCGAUUCACUUCUGCCUGAGAACCCUUUGCAACAACCAUUUAAGAAUGCUUGGAUCUCUAUGUUAAAUAACUACACAAAGUUCCAGAUCGCAACAUGGGGCUCCCUCAUAGUUCAUGAAGCCCUUUAUUUUUUAUUCUGUGUACCUGGACUUUUAUUUCAAUUUAUACCUUACAUGAAAAAGUAUAAGAUCCAAAAGGAUAAACCAGAAUCAUUCGAAGGCCAAUGGAAAUGUUUUAAAGUACUUCUCUUUAAUCAUUUUUGUAUCCAGCUGCCUUUGAUUUGUGGAACCUAUUAUUUUACAGAAUACUUCCACAUUCCUUACGAUUGGGAAGCAAUGCCAAGAUGGUACAUAGUUCUGGCAAGAUGCAUGGGGUGUGCAGUCAUCGAAGACACCUGGCACUAUUUCCUGCACAGACUCCUGCACCACAAAAGAAUAUAUAAAUAUAUUCACAAAGUUCAUCAUGAGUUUCAGGCGCCCUUUGGAAUGGAAGCUGAAUAUGCACAUCCUUUGGAAACCAUCAUCCUUGGGUCUGGAUUUUUCAUUGGCAUCUUGCUUUUGUGCGAUCAUGUAAUUCUUCUUUGGGCUUGGGUGACCAUACGUUUGAUAGAAACUGUUGACGUCCACAGUGGUUAUGACAUUCCUCUCAACCCUUUAAACCUCAUCCCUUUCUACGCUGGCUCCCGGCAUCACGAUUUCCACCACAUGAACUUCAUUGGAAACUAUGCCUCGACCUUUACGUGGUGGGAUCGGAUUUUUGGAACAGAUUCUCAAUAUCAUGCCUAUUAUGAAAAGAUGAAGAAGAUUCAGAAAAAAACAGACUAAUCUGUCUCAGACCUUCCCGAAGACCUCCAUUUUCCUGAAUUGAAAGUAGUAGCUAACAUUGCUUCUGGGGAGCAGAAAUAAGCAUGUGUCUUGGCUGCUAAAUGACAAAACGAACAUUAACAAAAUUAUCUUCCUAGUGGGAAUUUUUCUACUUUACAUACAAGUUCUGGAUAUGUAUAAAUGAAGAAAUUUAUAUUUAAGUAUGGUUUUCGUGAGGUUAGCCAUGUUGCUAACUUUAAAACGAGGUUUUCGGUAAUGAAAGAACCAUCACCUGUCUUUUCCCCCAGUGCUGCCAGAGACCAGAAGUUGACAGCGUCUGAAGGCCUGUUAGCUGCCCCCUGUCAUGCGUAAUAAUGGUGUUGGCCUUACCUUUGAACAGUUUUUUAAGAGUUUGCCUAAAAUCAAAAUGUGAUUGGAAGCACAGCCGCUGAUAGAGCAAGUGACUGGAGCCUGCAGACCUGCAGCAGCCACACCAAGGACGCUGACCUUGGGUGGAGCCGACCAGCGUAGAGGGCAGGUUCUUUGGGGAGCCUUACAGUACACCUGUAAGUGAGAAUGCUUCUGCUUGGAUGUAGGUGGAAUAUUUUAGUCCAAAGCGUUUUUUAAAGUUUUAAAAAAUUCAGCUUUAUUUCUGCUAUUUACUCUUUCUUUCUUGUACAGUAAGUUUUCUUUCUACUUAAAUCUGUAUCUUGAAACUUUGUGAACUGACUCACUGUAUUUGCACUUUGAGCUGUUGAAAUAAAUGUGAUUUUUGUCUGA